AUGGAAUGUUCCUAUUGCCACGAGACAACUGCAUUGAAACACUGUGCUGCGUGUAAGCUAGCUUACUACUGUGGCGUCAGUUGUCAGAAACGCGACUGGAAACAUCACAAACAUUACUGCAGAAUCUUAGACACUGUCUUGACGAAAAAGAGUGCGGAGAAUCGCGGAGACGAGGUAGGCUAGAUUGGAGUCGAUUUUAUAUGUUUGUACAUGCAAUUGUACUCCUUCACGUUCUAACUAAUUUAUUUUCAAGUUAUUGAAUGAAUACCUUCUAGAAAACAAACUGUUGAAGGGUUAUUUCAAGUGAACAUUAUGUACCUUUUUUACAUAUAAUAUUAAGCAUUCAUCUAUUGAGUUAGUUAAUUCUAUCCUGACUUUUUGAAAAUUGUCCUUUAUACUUUAUACUUUAUCUUAAAGACUAAGUACACCUUAAGUCUUACGUUUGUGCCAGCUCAAGUACGCGGCAAUAAUCAUUGGGGUAUCAGGCAGGUACUGCACGACUAAAAAUCUUGAAUUAUCGUACCCCUCAUUCCCAAUGUAGUUGUUUAAGACUGAUUAAAACAAGCUAUAUCGGACGUCCGGGCACUACGGAAGUAGGGCUAGCAUGCGCGAUUAACGCGUUAUUUCUCACUUCUCAGCGCUGAGGUUAAACCCUGUGAGAUAGGGUUAAGCCUUGGAUGGGUGGAUCAAACUCUAUGCUGAGCGUGCAUGCCAAUUAUUUCAGCAGAUGUGUGGUUGACUCUCUCCUGUGCUUCGAGAGAUUUCCCGGUGCGAGGCAAUUGUUUUGUUGGAAGGAAAAAAUGACAAAUUUAUGACAAUUAUUCUAUCCGAUUAACGUUUUUGGGGGGACUGAUAUAAAAAGCAGCAUUUUGUCUUCGUGUAGAGGAAUUUAUAUAAAAUUAAUUUGCUCAUGACUAUGAAAUUGCGCUGCGAAGGGGUGACAUGUAAACAUGCUCAACCAUAAUUUGCUUGCGAAAAUGUAAUCACUAAUCACUUCAACUAGAACGGGCAUGUUAACCUUCCUUUGAACAAAACAACUGCCUCUCACGAAAGCCAUUUCGUUCGAAUUACCGUCAUUCAUUUCGGGCACCACAUACAUUUAUCUAUAAUGCAAGUGGUCUAUUAUGUAGUUAAUUCUAAGGGCUCACUAGCUGUCAUGCGAUUGAGUUUUUGUUUCUGUCUUUUAUUAAAGUUAUAAGACAGCCUUCUUAUUUUAUUGAAGGGGAAAAUGAAAUUUGUUUAAUUCAUAAACAAUGCCAGUUAACAAUAAAAAAAAACAACAUCUCUUAAAUAAUGACUCUCUAAUCUAAUACUUUUGAAGAGCAGUUGAACUGAAUGCUGAUGUGUGUUUUGCCUAUCUUGUGUAGUUACAAAAAGAAAAUGGACAAAAAUUUGAGGAAGUCAUUAAGAAUUAUCUUAGUGACAAGAAGUGGGACGAGGCUGAACAACUUUGUGUGGAGAAUAUUAAAAACUUGGCUGGUGCCAGAAAUCCAGCUAUGGCAAACGCGUUUCUUCUGCUAGCUGAAAUAGUUUUUGGAAAAUCAGAUCGAUCUGACUUAGGUUUGGUAGAGAAAAACAACAAGAUGCUGGAAGCUACGGCGUUGUGCCAUUACGUUCUGAACCUGUGCAAGUUGGGGUCUUCUUCAUCAAACGUGGAUUUUUCCGAACCAGAAAACAAAGCUACAGAGAGAAUCAAGACUUUACAAGAUGCAUUGUUCUUGUCAAUGGACAUAGAUGUUGCUGAAGGCCAAAAAGCAUUUGACAAGAUAAAAAAAAGCAUUUGA
Messenger RNA from Paramuricea clavata, 1784 nucleotides. The record is from the annotation of a GenBank genome assembly. NCBI's taxonomy places the organism in Eukaryota, Metazoa, Cnidaria, Anthozoa, Malacalcyonacea, Plexauridae.